Pecten maximus is the source of this 14385-nucleotide messenger RNA. Its product is annotated as carboxypeptidase D-like. Gene Ontology annotation, molecular function: metallocarboxypeptidase activity; zinc ion binding. The record is from RefSeq and is a predicted model, not a curated record. Bases 2 to 5089 code for a protein of 1695 amino acids. Gene Ontology annotation, biological process: proteolysis. The transcript is spliced from 26 exons. NCBI's taxonomy places the organism in Eukaryota, Metazoa, Mollusca, Bivalvia, Pectinida, Pectinidae.
CAUGGCGAAGGAUUGGAAGACUGACAGCUGUAAAAAGCUAAGUUGUGAUAUUUUGGUAGUUAUUUUCAUGUUAAUGAGUGUAUCGAAGGCUUUACCUACACAAGAUGUUAAACAUACUUUCAAAUACAUCAACCAUGAUGAAUUAUUGACUUUCCUGCGUAACCAAGUCGCAAACUAUCCACACUUAGCACAACUUCAUAAAGUUGGUGAAAGUGUGGAGAAUCGAGAUAUUGUAGCGUUACAAAUAACGAAAAAUGUUAACAACGAUGAUGGAAUUGAGCCUGGCAAACCCAUGUUUAAAUAUGUUGGAAAUAUGCAUGGAAAUGAAGUUAUUGGCAGACAAAUACUUAUUAAUUUAAUCGAGCAUCUUUUGGGAAAUUAUGGAACAGACGAACGAGUAACGAAGUUGGUGAAUGAAACCAAUAUUUAUAUAAUGCCAACGAUGAAUCCUGAUGGUUUCUUCAGAGCAAAGGAAGGACAUUGUUCAGGAAUCGUUGGACGUCAGAAUUCUCGCCAUGUCGACCUAAACAGAAACUUCCCAGACCAAUUUUCGGACAGCCAACCACACAUUCAAAGUGAAACACAAACCCUUAUGGAUUGGAUAAAUGAGAACAAGUUUGUUUUGUCUGCAAACCUACACGGUGGUAGUGUUGUUGCUAGCUACCCUUAUGACGAUUCACCUAUCCAUAGAGAAACUGGAUACUACAGUGCUUCACCUGACAAUGAAAUUUUCAAACGACUGGCGAAAACGUAUGCUAGCAAUCAUAAGACAAUGCAUAGUGGAGGUGUGUGCAAUGGUGAUCAUUUUCAAGAUGGAAUUACCAAUGGAGCCUAUUGGUAUGACGUCCCAGGUGGAAUGCAGGAUUAUAACUACCUUCACAGCAAUUGUUUUGAGAUAACCAUUGAGCUGUCGUGCUGUAAAUAUCCAUAUGCAACAGAAUUGGAGAAGGAAUGGGGCAACAAUAAAGAGUCUCUGCUGGCUUACAUAGAAGAGGUACACAGGGGAGCGAAGGGAUUUGUUAAAGACUCCGAGACUGAUGAACCUAUUCCAAAUGCAGUGAUUAUGGUAUCUGGCAUCGAUCACAACAUAACAACAGCUAGCUAUGGGGAUUUCUGGAGGCUUCUGGUCCCUGGGACAUACACCCUAUCUGCAGUGUCUGAAGGGUACGAGGUAUCAUCAUCACCUGUGACAGUGGUUGACGGACCAGCUACACCUGUGAACUUUAGAUUACACAAACGAAGUGCUGCAGGAUAUUUACGUUCCAUUGAGAAAAUGAGUGGAUCACAAUCUGCACCUCCAACAUCCACACCUUUGACAUCGACGGCAAACACAACUCCCAAGCCAACAACUCCUGAACCAGAGGCAGACACCAUAGAUGUUCUGGUAGGUCACAUCAACAAAAUCCGUGACGCUUCUCACAGGGAAAAUCUCAAAUUCAUAGAGCCUGCGGAACUCAAGCAUCACCACUAUACAGAUCUACAAGCUUUCCUGGAGAAUAUCACCCACAGGUACCCUCAUAUCACUCGCCUGUACAGUGUAGGAGUGAGUGUCCAGGGGAGACAACUCUGGACCAUGGAGAUAUCCGAUAACCCAGGAGUACAUGAGGCGGGUGAACCAGAGUUUAAGUACAUCGGAAACAUGCACGGUAAUGAGGUUGUCGGUCGUGAGAUGCUGCUGUCACUUAUACAACUACUAUGUGAUAAUUACAAUAACAACCACUUCAUCUCUCUCCUCGUGAACUUCACCAGAAUACACAUCAUGCCUUCCAUGAACCCAGAUGGAUAUGAAAUCUCGACAGAAGGAGACCGUGUUGGGACACGAGGACGAGAAAAUUCCAACUUCAUUGACCUGAACAGGAAUUUUCCUGACAGAUUUGACGUUGCCAACACAAUAAAUCGUGUUCAGGAACCUGAGACUAUUGCUGUGAUGGAUUGGGUCAAGAAAUACCCCUUUGUUUUAUCGGCAAAUCUCCAUGGUGGCACCCUUGUGGCCAACUAUCCAUACGAUGACAACGCUGCUGGUAUUGCGACUUACACCAAAUGUCCUGAUGAUAGCAUUUUCAAACAAGUGUCCGUGGCUUACUCCUUGGCCCAUUCUACCAUGCACAAUGGCCAUCCCUGUACAGACCAGAGCGAUGAAUACUUUAAGGAAGGGAUCACUAACGGAGCUGACUGGUACAGUGUGGCAGGAGGAAUGCAGGACUGGAACUAUGCCUUCACUAACUGUUUUGAAAUUACCCUAGAGCUUGGCUGUAUUAAGUACCCUAUGGCUGUCAAUUUACCCCAGUACUGGAGUGCCAACAAAUACGCUCUUCUUGUCUUCAUGGGACAGGUACACAAGGGAGUGCGGGGAUUUGUGAUGGACCAGGAGACUGGACUUGGUUUAUCUGAUGCCAAAAUCACUGUUGAUGGGAUCAACCACACCAUUAGCACAGCAACAGAGGGAGACUACUGGCGUUUAUUGUCUCCGGGCGAUUACGUCAUAACAGCAAGCCAUCACAUGUAUGCUAAUCAGUCCGUGCAGGUACAUGUGACCUUUGAUGCUGCUGUAGAGGUCAACUUCACCCUGAGUAAGAGCCCACUGGAAGACUUUUCAGUGAAACAAGAUUACGAUAUCCAGGAAAACAUGGCUACCAAAUACCAGACCUUAGAUCAGAUGACAGCAGAGUUAGAGAGCCUCUCCAAGAAAUAUACAGAGGUCAUGCAAGUGGAAACUCUGGUUACUUUGGACAGCGGAUUGUCAGUGCCCAUGAUUCAUCUGUCUUCGGUCCUCGACCUCCAUGAAAACAAAAAGCCACAUGUACUUUUGAUUGGUGGUCUCCAUGGCAACGAGCCUGUAGGUGCGGAGAUAUUGAUGAGAUUUGUUCGCCAUCUUCUACGCGGUUUCGACAAGAAGGAUGAUCACGUAAUGGAGAUCUUCAAUGAUUUUCAUCUACAUUUAAUCCCUUAUCUCAAUGUUGAUGGAUUUGACACAAAUCAAAAGGCCGACUGUGUGUCGGACAUGAGUAUGCAGAUGUCCACGAAUCAACUUAAACUGAAUAGUCCCACAAUGACAGCACUUCUGCAGCAGAUGAACAUCCACAAAUUCAGCCUCACUCUCAGUCUCGACAGUGGUGGUCUCUUCCUGGUGAUACCUUGGGAGAGGAAGAGAGAUCGAAUGUCGGCGACUGAUGACGAGGCUAUAUUUAUGUCUCUGGCACAUGCCUAUGCCGAUGGCUAUCCUGCUAUCUAUUCGCCCGACAGUUGUCAAUCAUCUGUGUCACACGGAAUAUUCCACGGCGGAGAUCUCAUCAAAAAUAUGUCUGGUAUCCUGGACAAAGCCUACGAGGAUUACCACAAUUUCAUGAUUUCUGCUCAUAUCAGCUGUUGCCGGUACCCUCCAGCUAACGAUCUACCUAACAUCUGGAUGAACUCUCUAACACCUCUCCUGAAUAUUGUUAAGAAGAGCAAGCAAGCUGUAUAUGGAGAAAUUUUGAACAACAAUGGACAACCAAUCAAAAAUGCCACACUUAAGGUGGAUCAUCAUUCCGUUGUCAUUCCUACCUCUGAGAAAGGAGAGUUCUACGUCAUCCUCGGUGCUGGACCCCACACCUUGGAGAUCUCUGCUGAAGGUUAUGAGUCACAAACCCACCAAGCCCUGAUUGAGGAGGGGAAGUCUGCUCAUGUACAGGUAGCCCUCAACAAGGAGCUUGACAAGAUGGACUUCCACAGUCCGAGUAUGGUGGGGCCUUUCCUUGCCGAUGUAGCCUCCAAGUGUCCAGACAUCACAGAUCUACACAAAAUUGGCAAAUCUCCAAAGAGUCAUGACAUUUGGAUGCUGGACAUUGGAUCCAAGAAAUCAAACGACCCUUCCUUGACGCACAUCCUGUUUGUUGGCGGUGUCCAUGGUAACGAAGCAGUGCCCACUGAGCUUCUACUACAGCUAGCCUAUGACCUCUGUGAGAACUACAAUAAAGAUUACUUCAUCACAAAGGCAUUGAAUAGUUCUGUCAUACAUAUCGUACCCAGUAUGAACCCAGAUGGCGCCACUAUUGCUGUUGCGGGAGAAUGCAAUGGAAAAUUGGGAAGCAAAAACUCCAAUGAUGUUGACCUAGAUAUGAAUUUUGACAGUAAAUAUGUGAACAGGACUGGAGCCCUAGAAGGGGAGACUAGGGAUCUGUCUGAGUGGAUGUUUAGAUCACCUCCUACUGUCACCAUCAUUCUCAGUGGAGGUUCGCUUGGGGUCACACACCCGUACCGGUCAAACAACCCCAACGCCACCCUGGGUACUACAGAGAAGAUUGUACUAGACUACUUAGGCAAGACCUAUAUCAACAACCAUCCAUUGAUGAAGGCUGGAAAGAUUUCCUGUAAUGGUUCUGAUGUUCCGUUAGGCAGUAAUGUAGUGGCCGCCUCCAAACUUCACCCACAUUACGGCAGUCUGUUGGACUUUGCGUAUGACUCUGUCAGCAGUACAGCUAUAGAGGUUUACACUGGAUGUUGUGACUACCCUGAUGGCCAUAAACUUCUGGCAGCAUGGCACAACCACCGAACACCACUGCUGGAGAUCAUUAAAGAGGCUACACGUGGGGUGAAGGGAUAUAUCUACGAAGGCAAGCAAGAUAAACCAAUGGUGAAUGCUACUAUCACAGUAAAGGGUUCUCACCAUCAAUAUCCAGUUGACACAAGUGGCUACUACAACUUCUAUCUGUCCCCUGGUCACUACAAACUAGUGGUCAACAGUGAAGGACACGAGACUCUCGAAAAGAGUGUGAUUGUUGCUGACGGGGAACCUAAAAUGCUGAAUUUGAAUAUUGUGAUGGAAACCAAAAAAUCUGAGUUUAUAAUUACCACAUUUACUAUCGUGUUAAUCCUAGGAAGUAUAACUCUGGGAAUCAUCCUCCUGGUGACUGUCCUCGUCUGCGUACGCUCCAGACGUGGGUUCGGUAAGGGAGGAUUUCAUCGUCUUAGUCUCCAUGAGGACGACGACGAGACAGAAAUAUACGACAUGGGAUCAAAGUCCAGUUUGUUAACGACUCGUGAAUACCAUGACGACAGCUCUGACGAAGAAGAACAUGAUAUGUAUGAUAAACGGUUGAUGCGUCGUUAACGUUUGCCAGUGUUAUGCUUCAGCUAUAUCAAAACAAAAUUACAGAAAGAUACAAGUGAACGUCUUAUCGAAAAUAAAAAUGUAAAGAACUUUCAAACACAGGAGCAAGAAAAAAUAUUUAACAAAAUGUUGCUUUACAGUUUGUGAUCUUUUUGUCUGUGUUUUAACAUUCCGUUUAAAUAAACCACCUAAUGAAAUGUCUUCAGGUAGAGGAAUGUAUGAUGCGAUAACUGGUGAAAGGGUCAUCUGUCAAUCUCACAAAAACAUGAAAUUAGCUGUAAACAUAAGUUUGGCAAAUUUUGGCAGGUUGUUGAAUAAGUACACCUGAAAUAUGAAUUUUAGACACAGGAUACACAGAACUGUCGUAAGCAUAACUAUGACUUCGCAUAAUGUAUUAAAUUUUGAAAUGCACUAAAAUAAGCUUAUCACUAAAAUGAGAAUGUGUAUUAUAUAGCAUUCAAGGUUUGGCAGGAGAAUUUUGCCAAAGUUUGUUUAUAAGUUAAGUUAGUAUAUUUCUGAUUUAGGACUGUUAAGACAGUCCUUUAUACCAGACGUGAUAUUUUAUUAAAUCUUUUUAUUAUUAAUAAGUACCUCUUGAACAGAUUUCCAAUGUAAUUUACAAAAGACAGAAUGAACUAUACUUUAGAAAGGUGAUGGUCAAGAAGUAUUUAUAUUUAUGAAUUGUAUUAACUGUAGAACUUAAGAGAAAAACAUUGACACUUUACGUGAUUAUAGAGUGUUUGUAUGCUUUAAGUCCCGAAUGUGAAAACCAGUUGUUUACCAAACCAGUGACAUCUCUGUAGCCAGAUUGAAAGAUUGCAUCAUUCAUUUGUGAUUGUUAUAAAACAUAAUUAUGUUAUAAUUGUUUUGUCAUUGACAAUUUUGAUAUUUUAAGCAUCAACCAUGAUUUCUCACUUCCGUCAGUUUUCUAAAUGUCGAGAAUGCUAUUGGUGAGAAGAAAACAUUGUCCAGAUACGAGUACAUUGUAUAUAUAAUUAAUUUUAUGGAAAGUAGAAGGGCUACCUUGUUAUAGAUGGAAAGAUUUGAAUUUCAAAAUACCGUGGAUUUUGUUUUAAAGAUUUCUUUGACUUAUUGGCAUCUUCUGUUUUUUGGCCUCAGUGUAGAAGUUUCUUGAAAACUAUUAGAGAAAUGUAUAAAGACAUUGUUUAGAUAGUGUCCUGUCUCCUUUGAUGAAAUCAUAUUAUAGACAGUCUGUCCAUCAGAUGAACUAUUUUCUUGUAUGAGAAAAUUUGAGAUCAGGUGCAAAUAAAUCACCAGAUGAACAUUUUUUUUUUCUUUGCUAUUCUUUAUUGAACUAUAAAUCUGGCACUGGUUUGGUAAACACUGUAAGUAAUUAUGAAAGUAUAUAUCAUCUACAGCAAAAGCUGUGUACCACUUGUGUGAACAGUUACUAUUGCAGGGGUUAUAUCUUCUACAUUUUCCACCCAUAACUAAGUCAGGUAACACUGUGGCUAUAGGGGAUGAAGGUCAUAACUAAGUCAGGUAACAAUGUGGUUAUAGGGGAUGAAGGACAUAACUAGGUCAGGUAACAAUGUGGUUAUAGGGGAUGAAGGACAUAACUAGGUCAGGUAACAAUGUGGUUAUAGGGGAUGAAGGCCGUAACUAGGUCAGGUAACAAUGUGGUUAUAGGGGAUGAAGGCCGUAACUAGGUCAGGUAACAAUGUGGUUAUAGGGGAUGAAGGACAUAACUAGGUCAGGUAACAAUGUGGUUAUAGGGGAUGAAGGCCGUAACUAGGUCAAGUAAGACAAUGUAUAGGGGAUGAAGGACAUAACUAAGUCAGGUAACACUGUGGCUAUAGGGGAUGAAGGCCGUAACUAGGUCAAGUAAGACAAUGUAUAGGGGAUGAAAGACAUAACUAGGUCAGGUAACAAUGUGGUUAUAGGGGAUGAAGGACAUAACUAGGUCAGGUAACAAUGUGGCUAUAGGGGAUGAAGGUCAUAACUAGGUCAGGUAACAAUGUGGUUAUAGGGGAUGAAGGACAUAACUAGGUCAGGUAACAAUGUGGCUAUAGGGGUGAAGGCCAUAACUAGGUCAGGUAACACAUUGUGGCUAUAGAGGUGAAGGCCAUAACUAGGUCAGGUAACACAAUGUAAAGGGGAUGAAGGCCAUAACUAGGUCAGGUAAAACAAUAUGGCUAUAAGGGAUGAUUGUUAAAUGUUACAGAUAAUUGACCAUUUGAAAGCAUGUUAUUUAGAAAUGUUUAAAGUACACACCAUAGCUUUAUGAAAUUAAUCUGAAAAAAAAAUCAGAACUGGAAAUUUAAUAUCAAUCCCUCUGAUGUGACUCAGGAACCAAUUCAUGAAAUUCAGGAUGCAUGUCUGUUUUCUGAGUGUAGUGAUUAAAGACAGCCUUGUGUGCAAACAAUUUGUACCAUGAGCCAGUGAGAAAUUGUUUGUAACUCUAGAAAGUCUUUAAAACGUUUUGUCCUAAUAAUAAACUGUUUUAUAAUCAUACCAAGGAUAUAUCAAUACUUGAAGUGUGUGGUAUUUUGACCUUUAACCCCUAAACCUUGACCUAUUAACCUUUUACACUUAACAUGACGAUAACACUUGUGUUGCCUACAGUGCCUAACAGCUUAAACAUUCACUUUUAACCCUGAUGAAUGAACCUUGACCUGUUUUCCCCCUGUUGGUUGACUUUUGACCCCUGCAAUGAUUGGAUGACACAAUGUGGUACAAAUGAAGUAUUUUUUGUACACCAGAACACUUACGUAUUGUCUGUGAUACUCAUUGCCACAUUUUUCUCAUUCCACUGGGUACACGGGAUCAACUUUUAUACAAUACGUUUAAAACACUAUAUUUUCCUAACGGAGAAUCUUUUGUUUGUACAGGGAUUGAACGACUAAUAUUUGUUUGUAUGUGUCAUCAUUAUACUAUGUUAUCAUGUCACUUUCAUCGAUUUAACUUUAAUAUCUACAAAACAAAAUGUUUUUGAACAAUUUUCAGAACACAGUUGAAGUUGGCCCUUUCUGUCUUGAUCUCUCUGGCCUUAGCUUGAUAUCAAAAUUCACCAUGAAAUUUUCAUCAAGAAUACCAGGGUGUAAAAAAUCUACAAAAAAAAGGCAUGUUGAAUGUUUUUAAAGAAUCUUUCAGAAACAUACUUCUUGUUGAAGUUUUUCGUUGGGAUCUCAUGUUUAUAACGCCUGUUUAGCAUUAACAAACUUUAAGAGUACAGAUGUGUAAAACAUGAGUUUAAAACUUGAUUAUAAAGAAGUUUUGCUACUUUUAUUUGUCAGUCUACUAUUACCAAUUGUUAGCACUUCAGUAAAAAAAAUUACUGUUGACAAAUAAAGAUAGUGUGCUGAAAUUUGUGCACUACAGCUGCACAAACCCAAGAUGAACUGUGAUGUGAAGAGGUACUGAGAGCCAUAAUAUAUGAAAAGUUUACCAGUUCAAGCUGUUGAAAUUGGUUUGUUUCAUAAUAUUUUUUACUCUUAUAUUUUAUAACCUAUUCAACUUUUGAACUAAAUUUUGGUGAAGGAUAUUUAAGCCAAGUCUGAAUCAGUUCCUUUAAUUUCUUUUUUGUAAAACUAUUUAUAUUGUAGUUUAAAUCUAGAUUUUUUUCGUUUGUUUGUAAAAAUAAUUGCUGUACUGACAGUGUUGAAGUCAUAGCUUAACAAUACAAAAAUUCAUGGGAAGAUACAUUGAAAUAAUUUAUAUGAUAUGACUAAUUUUUAUCGAGACUUAAGUUUUCUGAUGCUUUCAUGUGACUUAUGACCUUGUGUAGGAGUCAUCAGGAGACUGCUUUUCAGUUUAAAUGGUGUAAUCAACACAUAAUCAGUUACCACAAUUAGAGAUACAACUGGUGAGCUUGUGAGAUUAUUUUAACAUUUCCGCACAUGUAUGAGUGUAAACAAAAAUCUUGAAUCUUGAGGUCACAGCACAUGUGACCUUGAGCUAAAAAGUCUAAUGAUCUUCUAGUCCACUUUAUAUACUCAGAAAUGAUUUUCUGUAGUCUUCAAUAGUGUCACUGCCUGUCACCUGAAUAUCUUUUUGUUGUUAUCAAAAGCUUAACACCUUUUGUCUUCACAACACCUUUUGUCUUCACGAAUUUGUUGUGUUAUAGUAAUCAGUUGUGCUGUUAGUAGAAAUUACACAAGAAAAAGUAACCAGUUGUGUUGUUUAUAUAAACGACACAAGGAAAAGUAACCAGUUGUGUUUAUAUAAACGACACAAGAAAAAGUAACCAGUUGUGUUGUUUAUAUUGUUUAUAUAAACGACACAAGGAAAAGUAACCAGUUGUGUUGUUUAUAUAAACGACACAAGGAAUAGUAACCAGUGUUUCUGUUUAAACAGGUAUCUGGCUUAAUCAAGUAGCCAGGAUUUGAAAUUAUAUAAUGAUACAAUAUACCUACCAAAGAUCCAGUUAAGAAUACAGUUUGAUAAGAAUCUAGAUUAUUCAGGGUUAAAUUUGGACAAGUGGAGAAAAACACAUACCGGGGUAAGGAUAAUUACCUCCCUUGGUUCUUUAGCAAUUAUUGUUAGUAGAUUGUUUAAACAUUUUUGUCUAUCAAACUGUCUUCCAGAGAAACUAAUAUAUAUGAUAAACUGAUCGAAAGAAAUUUGUUUCAUUUGGUCUUAAACCUGACUUUUAAAUUGGAGCAUAUUUAGAAUUACAUAAUUGUGAUAAACAUCUUUAUUUGCACAAAUUAAGUUGAUUACAUUUAUUUGUCCCUGCAUUGUGUUCAUAACCUUGCCAGUUAAUUAUAGAGCAUUAAGUAUUCUCACUACUUUGUGUUCAUUCAGUAUUAACAAAUAUCUUCCACAACAAGAGAAAGUAUGUUUUCUCUAGAUUUACACAAUAGCAUUACUGAUACAUGUAACACCACAUACUUAUAUUACAUGUAAGUCUGUGGUGACAUUAAAUAGAGUCAUUGAUGUUUAGAUAGAUAGUGCCCUAUGUAGAAAUACCUAAUAGAGCACUGAUUUAGAGCAAAGAUUAAAGAAAAUAUAAUGAUAUUAAUAUCUAGAAUAAAUUCUAAUUAAUAAUGGCCAGCUAAUUGCAUAUAUUUACACAUGAAUUUAUGAUCUAUUUUCUAUUAUUAAAGGACAAUUGACUGAUUGGAGAGAUGUAAUCAGCUUAAACAUUCUUAUCUACCAGAGUUACUUCCCUUUGUUUCAGUUUACUGUAAAGCCAUAGGCGGUUGGAGAAUGUUAGCGGGCUUCUCUAAUAACAAUUCAUAUUGCUAGACUAGUAAAAUCAAUCAGUUUUUAGAGUAGGCAGGUUUUUUAUUAGACAAGGUUUGUAUGCACUGUACUUAUACUUAUGCAUGAAAAAAAUAUUUUUACUCACAAAGGUGUUAAAAAAAAAACCAACAUGAUGACAUAAGUUAAACUGGAGUGUGAAAUUUAAUAUUUCAGUUUAGAAUAUUCUGUACAGUAUACUUGACCUCAGAAUUUACUGUAUGAAUGUAACUAUUUACUGAGCUUUCAUAACUUGGACAUACACUCUUACCCUGUAACUGUAUGUUUGACAUGGCCAAGUCGACAAAAUCAUCAUAAAGAAAAUAAUUGUGAAAGAAAGAACCAUUGCAGAAAUGUUGUAAGUAUCUUUGAAGAUGAAAGUUGAAAGAUUUUGUCCAUUUUACAAGCAGGGAACUCAAUUGUAAUGCCAUAUUAUGAUGGAAAAGCCUCAAUUAAGAUAAGAACGUUACUUAAAUUUUACAAUGAAUAAUAAUUUGUUCUUCUUUUAUGUUAUGUGUACAUUUAAUAUUUAUGGUACUAUACAUAAAAGGAUGACAUUCAAAAUUUCAGUUGACUUUUACUGAUUAUGAAAUCUUUUGAGAAUAUCAGAAGUAAGCUAGAGGGUAAUUUUGCAAAAAAAAAUUAUUCAAAGGCAUUAUCUAAAAUCAUGAUAGACAUAUUUUUGAGACAUGAAUGUUAUGUAUACCUGGAUAGAAUUCUACUGAGUUCUGAAGAAAAGGUGGUGUCUUAAACUUUUUACGUGGUUUUUAUCCACAAAUAAGCCCCUGUCCACUAAUAAGCCUCCAUUUCAAUUUUUCAGAAUCAUCAAUUAUCAAAUAUGUAGUAAAGUAAAGUGGUUCUCAACUACAGAAACCCUUCCUUAAGUUGAAUACCAAACUUUUACACCAGGGGAGUACGCUUAUUUGAGGAUAAUUACAGUAUUUUAAUAGUUUUUUUUUUUAUAAUGAUGAUUAUUCAUGUCCUGCUUUUAAUGAUUAGGGAGCUGCAUAAUGUAUUGAACCCUUCUAGUACAUAAAAAAUUGUUACAGUAGUUUAGUAUUAGACACAGUGACUUGACAGGAAUUCUCAACCAACAGUCCACAUACCAUGGGUUGGUGAUGUGUGCCAAUUCCCUGUGUUAGUGGAGUAUAUCUUACUGGUAAUUGAUCUUUUUAUAAUAUAGUGUACAUUUUCAGCAACAACUCACCAGCUUCCCUCAAGUACCACAUUUAUCCUGUAAUAGGCCCAGGGUGCCAACACAUAUCCCUGACUCCUAGAGCUGGCUAGACUUAUUUACACUGUUAAAGAACUUAUGUGGGCUUAUUACCAGGUUUUGACUUAUUGACGGAUGAAAACAAUAGACAAUACAAUAGAUUAUAUUUAGAUAAUUAAUAUAUAAAAUUGAUUGCUACAGCUAUAUUUUGGGUGAGUUUUUUUUUGUAAUCUUGGGGUCUUUGAAGAAUACAUCUAACCACUUUGUUACUUUGAAACCUUCUGUAUGUUAUAGGGAAGGACAAUAAAUCGUUUGUCUGUCCACUAAGAAAUACUACAGGGAAUUCGAUGUCUGUGUUAUUAGUUGUAAAAAUGAAUCAAAAUUUUUUAUUUUGAUAUUUUUCACACUGCUUAUAACGGAAAACAAAAAUGUGUAACUUAUAAGAAACCUGCUCUUAUCAGGUCAAAGACUUACGUGGUACUGUAAUCACAUAAAUAAGCCUGCUCCUCUGGUUUAAAAGCUUGGUUUUAAUGUUCAGGGAGGGCUUGUUUGUGAACAACUUUUAUCUAUAUAUAUACAUGUAGUAACUAAGUGGACUAAUUAAUGGGCUGGAGCUUAUUUGUGGAUAAAUACGGUAUGUUCAGUAAAAUUACCAACAAUAUAAUUAUAUAAUUCUUUGAUAAGCCUGCCAUUCAUCUACUUCUGUUCUGUAAAAUACCAGCAAUCAGCCUGUAAAAGGCCACCCCUAACUUUGAGUUAGAGGCUAUGAGUUGACCUCCUGGGUGUAUUGCAGGAUAAAUUUGGUACUAGAUCAACAGUCUUGUCAGAUAAUCAAUACAUUGUAUAUACUAUUGGUCUUUAGUCAAUGUCCAGGUAGGUCAGCGACCGGUCAUGUUAUGAUUAUCGACUUGACCUUACCUUGAUCAGUGACAUGUUGUAAACAUACUGACCUUACUGGUCAUCAGAAGAUUGGUCAGUUUGAGUAUUUGUCACCAUUAAGAGUGAAAUAUUACCUUUAAUGAACGACAUAUGGAAAACAUUUGUCUUAUGAUGAUUAUACCUGUAUCAGUAUACACAGAAUUUGUUAAUUAUUUGGGUAUUAAGAAUCAUGCACUAAAAAUGUACUUAAGAGUGCUGAUGGUAUUAAGCUUUCUUGGAAUCCCUUGUUUGUUGUUGAAGAUUAAUUUGUUGACGAUUUGAACUCUUCAGGUAGCUAAGUGUCGAUAGUUGUUCGAAGGUCAAAUUCUCUUGCAACCAACACAUGUAGAGGAUAUAUUUCAGUUGUAAAAUAUUUCAAAAAUGACAAGCAGAAACUUUCAACUAAAUCCUAAUUCUACGUCAGGACAAGUAUAAAUAGAAUUUGUACCAGAUUGUUUGUAAAUAAGAUGUUUAUGUGAUGAUGCAUUACACUUUAAAAAAAAAUGUAUUUACAAAAGGGAUUAGACACAAGUUGAAAACAUAUGAUAAUCUCUUCCCAUAUUAUUCUCUGAAUAUCAGUUUCAUGUGCUGCAUGCUGGCUUGAUAGGGAGCUGGGAGUAUAUAUUUUCUUUUUUUUAAGAGUGAAAACUUAUACAUGCAAGUCUUUCGAGUUACUGCCACUUUGAAAUGUUGCAUAGAAUAGUUAUAUUGAAAUAACUACCCAUGUGUAAGAGAGAUAAUACAUGUAUACAAACUGAUGCAUAAUGUGUUUAUAACAGAAAUUGAAAAUAUACUUAUACACUGAUAAUUUCAUAAAUAUUAGUGUUGUGUAUAACGAACAGCUAUUAUUUGCUGGGACAAAAUUUAUAUAUUUUUGUGAUAUUCUAUUUUUCACUUCAUUUCUGCAAAAAAAAUAAAAAAAUGAAUAAAUAAAUAAAAAAAAAACACAAAAUCAGUUCAUACAGUUACUAACUUUUCAAAAUAUUGUGUGAUAAAUAUGAAUAUUUUGUCAUAUGAGAAUUUCUUAUCAUGCUACAAAUGUGAAACCACAGUGAAUCCAGAUAAUAAAAAUAAGCCUAAUAAAAGUACAAUGUAUUAAGAUUUUGUUGUGUAAAUAUGCAGAAUGUUGAAUCAACGUAAAGUUUACACUCCCUUUGUUAUUUCUAUUACUAAUGUUUUUGCACCGCGAUGCCUUUUCAUUACUGUCAUGUAUAUUUUGAAUUCUUGCACAUGCUCACAUUAGUUUAGUAUACCACAUAUAUCUAUCAUUUUGCUAAAAUGUUUUAAUAGCUUCACUUUCAUAAAAUAUACAAGCUUUCUUAUAUUUUCUGAAUAUUACUGUAUUUCAAUAAAGAGACUUGCCCUAAAUGACAGAUGGGGCGUAAAACCUAACAAAAAAAAAUCAAUAACGAGACUAAGUUGUCAUAUGAAAGUAAUGAUGACUAAGGAUUACUGCUGAUCAGUUUUUUUUAAGCUAUUGUCUUUAAAAGACCGUUGAAUUGAUAUAUUUUUGUUUUUUUCCCCUAACAAGUAAAAUUCUUAGAAAUAAGAUAAGAAAAAAUAUCUUAGCCGGUUAUAUCAUUUAUGAAUGAUGGUUUAUGGGUGAACUCCCUACUUUCUAACACGAACAGGAAGAUUGACGGAUUGUUUACUUUUUUCUUUGUUGUUGUUAUUUUGAACCUGUUAUAUUGUUAUCACGAUGUAUUUGCUACUCAAAAAACUAUUGCCUUGUUUUUUGUAAUUUCAACACAAUAUCUCCCAGAGUGCAGUGCUGUCCCUGCUAUAUAUGUAUUAGCACCUGCAAGGCUAUAUAUGUAUAAGCAUUCCUAAGGAACCUCUGGGAGAGAUUGGAUUUAAACACUCUCUGGUUUUGGGAAACUCAUCAUAUGUUUAUCACUGUAGCUACAAUGUUAUCAGAAAAAAAAAUCAGAUGCAAAAAUAAAAAAAAAUCACAACUCAA